This is a messenger RNA of Brassica rapa (field mustard), 732 nucleotides long. Its product is annotated as agamous-like MADS-box protein AGL97. The record is from RefSeq and is a predicted model, not a curated record. NCBI's taxonomy places the organism in Eukaryota, Viridiplantae, Streptophyta, Magnoliopsida, Brassicales, Brassicaceae.
AGCAGCCAGACAUAUCUGUGAAAAUCGAAACGAAAGAGCGAGACGGAAAUGGUGAAGUCAGAGAAGAAGAAAGGCAAGGAAGAGAGGAAGAAGAGGAAAGUAUCGCGACCCACCGCUAAUUUCUCAGAGCUACGUAGUGCCAAUGUCGAGAAGAAGAAGAAAGGAUUCGCGGAGCUGCGCGACGAUCUGUUCCGCGAAGCAGCGAAACUCGUCGCGGAAGAUCCUUCACAGAGAAUCGCGAUCCUCAUCAAACCUCCCGCCUCCGAAUCGAACGUGGUGAUGCAAUCGUUCGGGUAUCCGUCUGCGGAAGGAGUUGUUCGACAGUUCCUCAAGGAUUCUGCUCCUCCUGUUCCGGUAACAGAGGACGACGACGAAGAGGAGGACGAAGAGGAGGAUGAGGAUUGGUGUAAGUAUUACUGGUGGGAAGAUGAGAAGCUGCUUAAUUCGAAGGAUCCGGUGGAGAUUAUGGCAGCGAUGGAGGAGAUGAAGAAACUUCAGAAGCAACUCGAGAUGUAUAAAAGUGAAUCCAAACCCUAAUUGCAGAUGCAUGUUCAAGUUCAGCGACGUCGUUUUAGGCUUUAAUUAUAAGUUAUAUACAGUUAGUUGCUAAUUUGGAGUCAAGACUAUGUUUUUACUUUUGAUUAUCUUAUGGAUUCUCUGUUGAUAGAGCUAAAGCUUGAUAGUGCUACUUAUUAAAACAUCAAUGAAUCUUAUGACUUCUUUGUGGUUCUU